Messenger RNA from Notechis scutatus (mainland tiger snake), 4866 nucleotides. The record is from RefSeq and is a predicted model, not a curated record. Lineage: Eukaryota; Metazoa; Chordata; Lepidosauria; Squamata; Elapidae.
AUUUGGUAUCAUUUGAGGAUGUAGCUGUGUUUUUCCCCAUGGAGGAGUGGGCCCUGCUGGAUUCUGAGCAAAAAGCCCUGUACCGAGAGGUCAUGCUGGAAAACAAGAGGAACAAGGCCUCCUUAGCAGGUGAUGGAUGGGAGAUGGAGGAUUCUGGCCAAGAGGCCGCAGCAUCUUCGCUAAAAGACAAAAAGGAAGUUGCAGAAAAGAUGUAUGGAAAGCAAAGUUCAGAGGAAAACCAGUUAACAGGGGAGCUGGAGAACUGCUGUGGUUUACCAUGUGCAGAUACCAAUGUCUUACUGGACACAGAUGAUAGCCAUGAAAAAGAAGUGUGUUCAAGGUGUGGGAAAACACUCUGUAAUGAAUCUGGAUCAUGUGACUGUUGCCAAAGCCCUGCUGGAGAGAAACAAGAUGAAAGCAGGCAACACCCCAGAAGGAGCCUUCCUCCUCCUUUACAUGAAAGAAUAAAUGAAGGAGGGAACCCAUACAAAUGUACAGAGUGUGCAGAAAGCUUCGGUACAAGCUGCUUCCUUUCAUUGCAUAAAAAGAUUCACAAAGCAGAGGAUCCACACAUAUGUCUGGAUUGUGGAAGGACCUUCAGGCAGAAAAACCAUCUUAAUUCACAUCAGAGGGUCCACAAAGAAAAGAAACAUCAUCAAUGCAUCCCCUGUGCAAAGACCUUCGGAAGCAGCGCCUCCCUUACUUCCCAUCAAAGCCUCCACAGAGAGGAGAGGUUGCACGAACUCCGGGAGGGUAGAACAAGGUUUACUCAGAGCAAGGAACCGAAUUCCCGGAAAAAAAGCCCCACUGGGAAGAAAUCAUGUAAAUGCCUGGAAUGUGGGAAGAGCUUCUGCUCUGCAAGUGACCUCACUUACCAUAAGAGGAUCCAUACAGGGGAAAAGCCAUAUUAUUGCACAGUGUGUGGAAAGAGCUUUGCACAAAAAAGCAAUUUCAAUUUACAUAAGAGAAUCCACACUGGAGAGAAGCCGUAUAAAUGCACAGAGUGUGGGAAAUGCUUCAGUGCCCCUUGUACACUUUCUUCCCAUAAGAGGAUUCAUACAGGGGACAAACCCUAUAAAUGCUUGGAGUGUGGAAAAAGUUUCAGCAGAAGCGGCACUUUAACCAUACAUCAUAGGGUCCACACAGGGGAAAAGCCAUAUCAUUGCACGGUGUGUGGAAAGAGUUUUGCACAUAAAGACAAAUUAAAUUUACAUAACAGGAUACACACUGGAGAGAAGCCGUAUAAAUGUGUAGAGUGUGGAAAAUGCUUCAGUGUCCGAUGUAAUCUUGCUUCCCAUAAGAGGAUCCACACAGGGGAGAAACCCUAUGAAUGCCUGGAGUGUGGAAAAAGCUUCAACAGACGUGAUACACUAAUUUUACAUAAUAGGAUGCAUAAAGGGGAGAAACCUUAUAAAUGCCUGAACUGUGGAAAGAGCUUCAGUCAAAAAGUUCAUCUUAAGUCACAUGAGAUGAUCCACACGGGAGAAAAACCAUUUCAAUGCAUGGAGUGUGGAAAGAGCUUCCAAUGCUCUGCACACCUUACUGCCCAUCAUAGAAUCCACACAGGGGAGAAGCCCUUUCAAUGCCUCCAGUGUGGAAAGCGCUUUGCCAGUUCUGGUAGCCUUCAUGCCCACAACCGGACCCACACAGGGGAGAAACCAUACAAAUGCCUGGAGUGUGGAAAGAGCUUCCGUAAAUCCGGCCACCUAACUUCCCACAGAAGAAUCCACAGUGGAGAGAAACCAUAUCAAUGCACCAAGUGUGGGAAGCGCUUCAGUCAAGGAAGUAAUCUUACUCUCCAUAAAAGGACUCACACGGGUGAAAAGCCCUAUAAAUGCAUCGAGUGUGACAAACGCUUCGCCAGUUCAGGUUCCCUCACUUGCCACAAAAGGUUCCACACUGGGGAGAAACCAUAUGAAUGCCGGAUGUGUGGAAAGAGCUUUAAUGAAAAAAGUAGGUAUAUCAUACAUAGCAGGACCCACACUGGGGAGAAACCAUAUCCAUGCCAGGAGUGUGGAAAAUGCUUCACUGAGUCUGGAGCACUGAGGAUCCACACAAGGAUCCACACAGGGGAGAAACCCUAUCAGUGCACGGAAUGUGGCAUGAGUUUCAGGAGAAGUGGUUGCCUUGGUAAGCACAAGAGAAUCCACACUGGGGAGAAACCGUAUACAUGUCAUGAGUGCGGAAAAAGCUUUAGACGUAAUAAUUCACUCAGGAGCCAUAGAAGGCUUCACUCAGGGGAGCAACCCUAUAAAUGCCUGGAGUGUGGAAAAUGUUAUAGGGAGAGUGGCCAGCUUACCUCCCACAAUAGGAUCCACACAGGAGAGAAGCCAUUUAAAUGCAUUGAGUGUGGAAAGGAUUUCAAAGAUGGCAGGAAUCUUACACGCCAUAAAAAAAUCCACAUGGGAGGAGCCCUAUCAGUGUGGAAACCGUACAAAUGUACGGAGUGUGCAGAAAGCUUCGGUACAAGCCGCUCUCUUGCAUUGCAUAAAAAGAUUCACAAUGCAGAGGAUCCACAUAAAUGUAUGGAUUGUGGAAGGACCUUCAGGCAGAAAAACCAUCUUAAUUCACACAAGAGGGUCCACAAAGAGAAACAGCAGCAUCAAAGCUUCCCCUGUGGAAAGACCUUCAGAAGCAGCGUCUCCCUUAUUUCCCAUCAAAGCCUCCACAGACAGGAAAACCCCACUGGGAAGAAAUCAUGUAAAUGCCUGGAAUGUGGGAAGAGCUUUCGCUCUGCAAGUGACCUCACUUGCCAUAAGAGGAUCCAUACAGGGGAAAAGCCGUAUCAUUGCACGGUGUGUGGAAAAAGCUUUGCACAAAAGGGCAAUUUCAAUUUACAUAAGAGGAUCCACACUGGAGAGAAGCCGUAUAAAUGCACAGAGUGUGGAAAAUGCUUCGGUGCCUCAGGUACUCUUACUUGCCAUAAGAGGAUCCACACAGGGGAGAAACCCUAUGAAUGCCUGGAGUGUGGAAAAAGUUUCAGCAGAAUUGGUGCUCUAACCUUACAUAAUAGGAUGCAUAAAGGGGAGAAACCUUAUAAAUGUCUGCAUUGUGGAAAAAACUUUAGUCAAAAAGUUCAUCUUAAGUCACACGAGAUGAUCCACAUGGGGGAAAAACCAUUUGAAUGCAUGGAGUGUGGAAAGAGCUUCCAUUGUUCUGCAACCCUUACUGCCCAUCACAGAAUCCACACGGGGGAGAAGCCCUUUCAAUGCCUGCAGUGUGGAAGGCGCUUUUCCACUUCUGGUGGCCUUGAUGCCCACAAACGGACCCACACAGGGGAGAAACCGUACAAAUGCCUGGAGUGUGGAAAGAGCUUCCGUAAAUCCAGCCACCUAACUUCCCACAGAAGAAUCCACACUGGAGAGAAACCGUAUCAAUGUGCCCAGUGUGGGAAGCGGUUCACUCAAACAAGUUAUCUUACUGUCCAUAAAAGGACCCACACAGGUGAAAAGCCUCAUAAGUGCUCUGAAUGUGACAAACGCUUCACUGAUUUAGGGAAUCUCUAUCGUCACAAAAAGCUCCACAGUGGGGUGAAACCAUUUGAAUGCCGCACGUGUGGAAAGAGCUUCAAUACAAAAAAUACCUAUGACAUACAUAGCAGGACCCACACUGGGGAGAAACCCUAUCAGUGCCCCGAGUGUGGAAAACGCUUCAGUGAUUCUCGAGAACUGAGGAUCCAUACAAGGAUUCACACAGGGGAAAAACCCUUUAAGUGCACUGAGUGUGGCAUGAGUUUCAGGAGAAGUGGUUACCUUUGUACCCACAAGAGGAUCCACACUGGGGAGAAACCAUAUACAUGUUAUGAGUGCGGAAAAAGCUUUAAGCAAAAUAAUUCACUCAGGAGCCAUAGAAGGCUUCACUCAGGGGAGAAACCCUAUAAAUGCCUGGAGUGUGGAAAAUGUUAUAAUGAUAGUGUAAGUCUUACCUCCCACAAUAGGAUCCACACAGGGGAAAAACCAUUUAAAUGCAUCGAGUGUGGAAAGAGUUUCAAAGACAGCACAAGUCUUACACUCCAUAAACGAAUCCACACAGGGGAGAAGCCCUAUCAGUGUGUGGAGUGUGGAAAGAAAUGCAGAACCAGGAGUGACCUUAAUCGCCAUAAGAAGAUGCACAGCAGGAACAAAUGAUGUGAAUUGGUUUGUGUUUCUUCUAAACAUUUGCUUCAUGUCCAUAGAGGUUUUGCAGGAGAUUCUGGAGAAAUGCAUGGAGCAUGGGAAGGGCUUCCAAAGCAGCAGAAAUGUCUUGAUUCACUAAAAAGAAGAGUCCCCUUGUAGAACUAGGAAUUAACUUUCGUUUAUUAGAUCUUUGUGCUGGAGUAGAGUAGAGUAGAGUAGAAUAAGAUUAGAAACAACAAGAAUAGAAAUGGAAUAGAAUAUAGAAAUAGAAAUGGGGAUGGAAAGGGAACUCUCCAAUUGGCCAAGUGAGAUUGGACAUACAAGGCCUGUGUCUCCAAUGCAUACGCUCACAAGUGUACAUAACAUACAACAAAUGAUCAACUUUUGUCAAUGCGAACAGCAAAGGGAGGAAGGGAUUUGGGAACUAACACAUCCGGAUGUCUAUGGAGAUUGUCAGUCAUCCAGUCUGUGGUUCCUCCCAAAGGUACUUUUAUCAAAAGGCAACUGGACUUUUUUUUUCCCCUUGAGGGGAUUUCCCUUCUCAUCCAAGAAGUUUCUUCAGUUCUGUUUCUUCUUCAAUGAGAAGCGAAAUGUCUUCAAGAAGAAACAAAGUCCAGUUGACUUUUGAAAAGAAGCACUUUUGGGAGAACACCUUCAAGACAAGAUGGGGACCGCCACAAUGUAAAAAAGAUGUUGAGACUGUAGAAAGAGUGCAGAGAAUAGCAACAAAGAUGAUUAGGAGACGGGAGGC